GUACUACGACGCAGUUUACGAAUAUUCCGAAUCGAGAAUAUUACGAACAGAAACCUCAACGGAGUAAAGUGAAUAAUACCGUAUACCAUAGAGAAGACAGUAAACGAAGUAAAUAUAUGCAGAGAAGUCGCGGACGACUUGCGUAUAUAUUUCGAUUUCGCAUAUUACCUCAUCUCCUGUUAUAUAGGACACUCGACGAGCUCCGGGUUUUCCCUAUCGAUGACGACGGUGAAUGUCUGCCAGAAGAUGAACAAGAUCUCUUCAACAGAAAAUUGAAUCGCCCAGCAUGUCGAGUAUUUUCCGCAAGAAGUAAACUCCCCUUUGUGUCUUAUAGCAAGAAAUUCUGUGUGAGAAAAUCGAGUAUCACGUCGGCAAGAAAUUCGCAAGUGCAAGCACAAAAAAUUGUUGUUAGGCAUAAAUGUAUAAUGUUGUUUCAACGAAUGUUAACUUAUUUUUUUAUCGCGCUAGCUCUAUGAGUGACGUGUAAAUUAUUUUGUUUAAAUAUUAACACGGUCUGAGGAGUUUAGAGAUGAGAAAAGACGAAUGUUUUUUCACGUUUUGUAAAAUUCGGAUGUCCAUUGUGUCUGCACUCUCGCAGCGUUUGGAAUUUUCUCACUUUCUCAUGAUCCUCUUUAGGUAAAAGAAAAGAAAAAGAGUAAAUUCAAAACGCCACGAUUAACAGUAAUUAAUGUUUAAUUUCGAAGUCUGUCACUUUACAUAGUAAUAAACAAACGUCAUAGAUCAUAUAUCAUAUCAAAUUGUAUAUCGCAUAUCCGCAUAUACAUAUAUAUAUAAUACACAAGUGUUUUCCUCGUAGAAUAAUUUACAAAAUCAGACUGUCUAGAAAUACAGUUGCGUCCUGUUCCUGCUCGGUUCUGUUUUCCGUUAUUUUUUUCUUUCUUUUUUUAUAUAAUCACAGCUUAUCCUGAUAC
Molecule: messenger RNA, 932 nt
Organism: Temnothorax curvispinosus
Lineage: Eukaryota; Metazoa; Arthropoda; Insecta; Hymenoptera; Formicidae
Exons: 2
Coding region: 117-476 (119 amino acids)
Source: RefSeq, a predicted model, not a curated record